CGUACAACUGAAAAUGAAAAAACAAACUGUCGCGGAAUGGAAUUUAUCUAAUUACCCCGAGUAUUUAUAACCAAGUUCCGUCGUCUUUUUUUAGGAAUCUGCAAUUCUGAAUAGUUUCAAUCAAUCAGCUCUGGCAUAAAGGAAACGCCGAAAAGAUGCUUUGCUAUCAAGAAUUUCAAGAAAGGAAAGAAGAAUCGCAAGAAGAAGAUGGCAGCAGCAGGUUUAUUGACUCCGGCGCCAUCGACUACCUGUCUCUGCUCCACCUCAACUCCGCCGCGAAACGCCGUCCCGCCGCCAUAACGGCUGAGAAUGGCACUUCCAGCGCCGCCUCCGCGAAAAGGCCAUCUCCCACUUUCGUCUCGUCUCUUCCGGAGCCUUCCCCGAAGCGACCCACUCUGCUCCCGCCUUCAUCUUCCUUCUCCCCGCCGGCGAACGGCGCCGGCGCCACCAAACCGCAGCCAUCUUUUCUCUACCGGAGCUUCUCCGAACCCAUUGAUACUACGGGUCUGCUGAACGCCCGAUCAGCCGAGAAUUCCAAGACGGAGGAUUUCGGUCCCGUCUCUGCUUCCGGCGGAUUCUUGAGCCCAUCGCCGGGAAUUUCCCAGACCACCGGCCCCUCAUUCAAAACUCCUUCUCCGCCGAUGAAUUCAGACUUCCUGCCGCCACUCCACCCCCUCUGCAGAUCAAUCUCCGAUCCCUUUGCCGCCACAGAUUUCCAAGCACCGCAAGUGGCGGCGGCGACGGCGGCCACACCACCCAAACGCCCGGUGUGGCCACAAACCAUCAAGACGUCUCCCCCGAGCUCCGCCGAAGAGAGUCCCAGCACAAAGAGGCUACAGGCAAAGAUGAAAGCGGGGAUGCGGAAAAUGAGACAAUGGUGCGAUCAACUAAUGCAAGAAGUGGUUGAAGAUGAAAAGGAAGAGACCCCAAACCCAAGGGGUUCAAAACCCAAUCAAUCUGAAAUCGAUGACCUUACAACUGGUGGUAAUACGACCACUGAGAAAAGUCAUGAUGAGGAUCGAUGGAACAAAGAUGAUGAAGCUGAAAGCGAUGAACUUGAAGAUGUAUACAGUGAUGAUCAGCAUUAAAGCUUUGGACUAUAUCUUUCAUAUUGAUGCGUAUUUUAUUUUAGUUCACUUUGACUGUUUAUACUUUAGCUUAAAUGAUGAACUACUUUUGAGAUGUUGGUUUACAUUCUAGUAAAUGGGUUAGUUGUAACCCUUUGAAAUGUUAUCGUAUUAUGUAUUGUUGUUAACACAAGUAUGAAUAUUAUUUUUUAUAUGUCAAUGAAAUUAUUUAAUAUCACUUAAAUAGUUGGUAUUAGUAACAGUUAUAAUAAAUGUAAGUGUUGGUC
This is a messenger RNA of Cuscuta campestris, 1354 nucleotides long. NCBI's taxonomy places the organism in Eukaryota, Viridiplantae, Streptophyta, Magnoliopsida, Solanales, Convolvulaceae. The record is from the annotation of a GenBank genome assembly.